Molecule: messenger RNA, 285 nt
Organism: Radiomyces spectabilis
Lineage: Eukaryota; Fungi; Mucoromycota; Mucoromycetes; Mucorales; Radiomycetaceae
Exons: 1
Coding region: 1-285 (94 amino acids)
Source: RefSeq, a predicted model, not a curated record
AUGUGGCUUUCGUGUUGGAGAGACCCUUUUGAGAGCAAUGACGGAUGGAAGUAUGAUGCCGAUGGCACCGUAUUUAUCCCCAAGAGCGGACUUGAACCUCUGUUACUCGAAGCAUCUGGAGCCUAUGGCACGCGAGAUAAGAGUAGACAUGUUUUCGACCAUUUAAAAGGUGCAUUCGGCUGUUAUAGCAUGCUUGCCAAAAUCUUGUCUACUUAUCAACACGCGGACACAUCGCUAAUGAACGACGUUCGAACAAUUUUUAUCCAUACAAGCGCUAAGGGUUAG